UCCUCUCGCCGGAGAAUCAGAGUAAUAAUGGCUAGGUCACCGAACAAACACGGCCGCGAUCAUGCUGAGGAUUUCCAGGGAUUUUUGAAUGACUUGCAGGACUGGGAACGUUCGUUGAAGGAUAAAGACAAGAAAAUGAAACAGCAACCAUCUACUUCUUCCAACCUAAGCAGUGAGAAGUUCAUACCGAGUGGCUCAGGGCAAUUUGACGUUGUGAAAAAGUAUGCCUCAAAUAGUUUCGUGGAUGAGGAUAGUCAGCUCGAUGCUAAUUCAGAAAAGGAACAGGGGAAUGAAUAUUUCAAGCAGAAGAAGUUCAAUGAGGCCAUCGAUUGUUACUCUCGGAGUAUUGCUUUAUCACCAAAUGCUGUGGCUUUUGCAAAUCGGGCUAUGGCUUAUCUCAAAAUCAAAAGGUAUCGAGAGGCUGAGGUAGACUGCACAGAAGCCUUAAAUCUAGAUGAUCGUUACAUUAAGGCAUACUCACGCCGAGCAACAGCUAGAAAACAACUAGGCAUGAUCAAAGAAGCCAAGGAAGAUGCUGAGUUUGCUUUAAGAUUAGAGCCUGAGAGCCAGGAACUCAAGAAGCAGUAUGCCCACAUCAAAUCUUUGCUCGAGAAAGAAAUCAUUAAAAGAGCCACUGGAGCAAUGCAAAGCACUGCAAAAGAGAUGCUCAUGACAGCCGGUUUAGAAAAGAAAACAAAAGUGCCAAAUACAGAAAUGAAGUUGAAGACGGCAAAAACAAACGAGGAUAAAAUAGAAUGUUCGGGGAAGAAGCUUAUUGAAAGUGUUCAACCUGGGGAGAAACCUGAAAAAGGUUACAAGAAAGUUCCAGCUAUCACGGAAACUGUAGACAGCAAGAAAGUGACGCCUAGGGUUCAAACUUAUGAAAUGGAGGCGAAGUCUUCUGACGUAAAUGGUACUCAUCCCUCUGGAGCGGGACACCGGGUUACUAGAAAGGUGGAACUAAAACCAUCAGUGCAAGAGCUUGCUGCUCAUGCAGCGUCACUUGCAAUGACUGAAGUUUCUAAAAACAUCCAAGCCCCAAAAUCUGCUUACGAAUUUGAGAACUCUUGGCGGAGUUUCUCUGGCGACCUUGCAUUACAAAACCAACUGUUAAAGGUUACAAAACCGAGCUGUUUACCUCAGAUUUUCAAGAACGCUUUGACUUCUCCUGUUUUGUUUGACAUAAUCAAAUGUGUAGCCUCAUUUUUCAAUGAAGACAUGGAUUUGGCUGUUAAAUACAUUGACAACUUAACAAAGGUUCCUAGAUUUGACAUGAUCGUCAUGUGUCUUACCUCAACGGAGAAAAACGAGCUUAGAAAGAUUUGGGAGGAUGUUUUCUGCAAUAAAGCAACUCCAAUGGAAUAUGCAGAGGUCUUAGACAAACUGAGAUUAAGAUAUUGCCUGAAACAGUAACGCACGAGAUUGAUAUUCUUAGCUUCAUGCAUGGUGAACAUUUUUGCAGGAUCAGUAAACAUUUUCCAAUCGUCCUGAAGUAGUUUUUACUUGCUGUCUGGUCCGACUCUGGUUUGCUCAUAUAUUUACCGGUAGAAAAUUAAGACCAGGAUAUGUUGUCUUAUAUUAUAUCUCAGAGAAAAUCUAUUCUGUUUUGAUUUCAUCCAA
Molecule: messenger RNA, 1620 nt
Organism: Brassica oleracea var. oleracea
Lineage: Eukaryota; Viridiplantae; Streptophyta; Magnoliopsida; Brassicales; Brassicaceae
Product: RNA polymerase II-associated protein 3-like
Exons: 13
Coding region: 28-1413 (461 amino acids)
Molecular function (GO): protein binding
Source: RefSeq, a predicted model, not a curated record